AUGAUCAAUAUUGAAGAACGAAAGAUGAGUGAAGAGGAUGAAUUGGCUCAAUUGAGAUCAAAUGCUGAUAAUUUAUCCCGAUGCCUGCAUGUUUUAUUGGAAAAAAUUGAAAAUAUCGAGAAGAAAAAUGGAAAAGAACAAGAUGGUGAUAGUACAAAAAGCAGCGGAACGUCUUCUUCAAAUAGAGAUGGAAAAGAAAAGUUUGAACAAGUAGAAAUAGAAGAGAAAACAGAGAUUGAUCCGAAAACUGGAUUGAAAAAGAGAACGAUAGUAACUGAAAGAGUGCUGACUACGAAAACAUUCCAUGCUCUUGCACUUGAUGGUCCAUCUCCAACAAUGACUCCAAUUCUUCGUUCAUCUGGAAAUAAAAACCAUAAUUAUGCACCAAUUCAUCAAUCGGCCAUCCUUCUUCCACAAUACCAGUCGAGACAAACAACCGUCGACGCAGGUCAAUUAACUCAGGUGGAGGUUGAGAAGCAUGGCGGACAGCUGGUCGUCACUAAAAUUAACGAAAAAGCAAAUUAUGACUUGAAGCCGGGAGACGUUAUUACUCAGGUCGACGGGAAAGAUGUCUAUUUUCGAGCGGAUAUUGAGAAUUUGAAAGGAAAUGUUGAGUUGACACUCGAGCCAGCUGCUAUUCAUUGUGCACCUGCAAACUUUUUCCGAGUCCAGGAUAACUACAGUUCUCGAGAAGACGUGGAUCGUCCAUGUCUCUGGUUGGAUCUAGAAGUUUCUCCUGGAGAUGUUAUACAAGUUUUGAGUAAAGAUGAGAAAUGGAUGCAAGUUAGAAAGUUGGGUGAUUUGACACAAGUUGGAUAUCUUCCAUCUUCAAUAACAAUAGAGAAAGUCUCAAUGCUAUGUCCAUUCGGAAGGCGAACUCUUGUUCUUCUUGGAGGUGUUGGAACUGGAAGAAGAGAUAUCAAAUCAAUGCUUUUACGUCUUGCACCACACUAUUUCUCAACAAUUGUUCCUUUAACAUCGCGAGCUCAAAGACCAGGAGAAGUAGAAGGAAGAGAUUACCAUUUCGUGAGAAAAGAAGACAUUUAUCAGAAGAUUCGUGACGGAGGGAUGGUUGAAUGGGGUGAAAUGGAUAAUCAGUUAUAUGGAACAACUGCAGAUGCAGUUAGAGCUGAAGUACGUAGUGGAAGAAUGUGUGUUAUAGAUGCUGCAACACAGAGUGUCGACUACUUAUAUAAUGCCGAGUUCAUGCCAUUUGUAGUCCAUAUAGUUCCACCUCCAAUUGAAGAGUUCAUUCAACUUGAAGCUGUUAAAAGAACCCAUCGAACCCAGGAACAAUUACGAUCAAUCUGUGAGGAGAGUGCCAAGAUUGGAUUCCAAUGCAAAUCGAGAAUUCAUCUGACUCUUGUCAAUAGAAAUAUCGAUGUCACAUUCAAACGACUUGUUGAUGCUCUGGAAACUCUUCGAUACGAGACCCAAUGGGUUCCACAUAACUGGAUGUGCUAG
Messenger RNA from Caenorhabditis remanei, 1464 nucleotides. RefSeq lists its product as uncharacterized. Lineage: Eukaryota; Metazoa; Nematoda; Chromadorea; Rhabditida; Rhabditidae. The record is from RefSeq and is a predicted model, not a curated record. Bases 1 to 1464 code for a protein of 487 amino acids. Gene Ontology annotation, cellular component: cell-cell junction; plasma membrane. Gene Ontology annotation, molecular function: protein binding. The transcript has 7 exons.